Molecule: messenger RNA, 1434 nt
Organism: Eucalyptus grandis
Lineage: Eukaryota; Viridiplantae; Streptophyta; Magnoliopsida; Myrtales; Myrtaceae
Product: probable inorganic phosphate transporter 1-8
Biological process (GO): transmembrane transport
Cellular component (GO): membrane
Molecular function (GO): transmembrane transporter activity
Source: RefSeq, a predicted model, not a curated record
AUGUCGCUGAGACUUUUCCAUAGACUCGACACCGCCAAGACACAGUACUACCACUUCAAGGCCGUCAUCGUGGCAGGAAUGGGGUUAUUCACCGAUGCGUACCAUCUCUUCUCUAUCGCACCGACCAUGAGACUGCUCGGACACAUAUACUACGACAAAUCCCCUGGCCACCGAAUCCCACAUAAAGUCGAAUCAGCCAUGCUGGCUGUUGCUCUCCUUGGCACAGCGAUUGGUCAACUCAUCUUCGGCAGGCUCGGCGAUCUUGUAGGGAGGAGGCGCUUGUAUGGCCUCGCCUUGAUACUUAUGAUGGCUGGCUCCAUCGGGUGUGGAUUCUCCAUAGGCACUUCAAAAGGCUACGUUCUAGCGAGUCUAGGGUUUUUCAGGUUCUUGCUUGGGGUAGCGAUCAGAGGAGAUUACCCGCUCUCAGCGACCAUCAUGUUUGAGUAUGCUAACAAGAGGAUGCGUGGAGCAUUCAUGGCAGCCGUCUUCUCAAUGCAAGGGUUUGGGAUUCUGGCGAGCUCGGUUGUGACAACGGCAGUGUGCAAGAUAUUUAGCCGAGUACCAGAAGAAGCUGAUAUUGCCUGGAGGCUGAUAUUGAUGCUAGGUGUUAUUCCAGCCGUGAUGACGUUUUACUGGCGGAUGAAGAUGCCUGAAACGGCAAGGUACACCGCUUUAGUGGAAAAUAUCCUCCAAGCUAACCAGGACAUGGAACUAGUCCUAGACAUGUCACAUUGCCAAAUCGCCGAGGGCCAUUUCUUACAGCCGAGCAAGUCAUCCUACCUUCUCUUCUCCAAGCAAUUCAUCCUCCGGCAUGGCCGCAACCUCCUUGCCUGCUCCACCACAUGGUUCCUCCUCGACAUCGUCUUCUACGGCUACCCCCUCCUCCAAUCCAAGAUCUACCUCAAGUCGCAGCACGGCAAAGACACGAACGAAGACACCGCCUUUGAUGCCGCCUUUAAGGUCGCAAGAUUACAGGUCAUCGUGGCAUGCUCCGCCAUGAUCCCUGGGUGCAUCGUCGCCUUCUUCCUCAUUGACCGCGUCGGGCGGCUCAUCAUCCAAGCUGUCGGGUUCGUCUUCAUGGCCAUCGUUUAUUUCUCCAUCGGAGUGCCAUAUGACGGAUAUUGGGAACACCACCCCAAAGCGCUGCUCAUCCUGUUCGCACUGACAUCCUUCUUCGCCAACUGCGGGCCCAACACAGCCACCUUCGUCUUGCCGGCCGAGCUGUUCCCCGCACGUUUCAGGACGACAUGCCACGGGAUCGCCGGGGCUGCAGGAAAGGCCGGGGAGAUAAUCGGCGUCGUGGGGUUGUUGAUGCCCUCAUUGGGGACGGGAGUUACAUUGAUCAUAUGGGGUGGGAUUUGCGUGAUGGGGAUGGCGGCAACCAGCAUGUUCGCGAAGGAGACUAAGGGAACAUCGCUUGACGAGAAUGAAUGA